GUUUGAUCCCAAAUCGAGAGAAACAGGAGAUAAAAACCGUUAGAAUAGUGAAACGGGAGUCAGAGAGGCGCCAGAGAGAUCGUGGGGAUAGAAAUAGUAACAUUGGAAUUCCUCUGACGAAUGGUCUCCAGGCGCCAGGUGGUGCUAAACGACUCGGUGAGGAUGACUUUGGCUCAGUGCAAUUUGAGAAAGCUCAACUUGGCAGAGUCGUGGAGGAAUCAGCACUCAUACACGCUCAGAGCACAGUGCAGCUUUCGGAACUGGAUGACGUUCAGUUCCAACGCAGUAUGUCACUUCCUCGAGGAUUUGGAGGCCAGAGGCCACAGCCGGGUGUCCACAAUGGUCCUGUUCCACCACCUCCGAGGAGUGAUAGUAUGAAUGCACUGAGGAAUAUGAUGGCUAGAAGACAUCGUGUGAGGUUUGAGAAUCCAGAGGGAAGUUCAGACAGCACGCUAUCACCCCACACAGAGAGUCCAACAUCGAGUUCACAUUUGCCAAUGAGUUCACCGAAUUACUCGAGCCCCUCGUACAGUCCCAGUCACCAAAACUAUUCAUCAGCCUACCCGAGGAUGACAAAUGCUCUGAGUGUGCCCUACAUAACAUACCCAACUGGUUCAGUCUCCUCUGGAAGGACCGAUAGCGUAGGCAGUCCGAUCUGUCCAAUGAGUCCAACAUUAACGUCACCAGUGCCCGUCCUCUCUGCUCAAGAGAAACUCUCGGGCUCUGCAGUGAGUAUCAACAGUGUCAACGAGUCUCCACAAUUGUCUCCAGUAUUCAAGAGUGAGGCUGCCAAGCAGAUUAUCAAAGAAAUGACGGAAAAGAGAUCCGAUGGGCCCAGAAGGCGUCAAGUGCCUAAGGAAAAGAGACGACACUACACUGUCUCCAGUAGUAAACCCAUGCUCGACCUUGAAGACACGUUUUCCAAGAUGGGUAUGGGGAGAGCUAGAGAUGAUUUGGAUAUGGAGAGGGCUCUACGACCCAGAAUCAACGCCCCUGAUGUUGUGAGGUCUACUCUGAGUCAUAAGGAACUCAAGUAUAAUGAGAGUACUAUUGAUCAACUCCUAGGAACGCCAAAUAAAAUAUUUAUUCCUGAGAGAUAUAUUCCUGAACAGACUCCAGAAUUAUCAGCUGAGGAGAAAAAGCAGAGAUUAAAAAAAGCUGAUGCCAUAAGGAAAAUGUUGUCUGAGACGACGGUAACUACACCAGAAGGAGAUGAUGAAAAUGUUGACAUCGAAAAAUCCAAUACUUUGAAAAAGAAAGUAGCCGAGGAGAAGCGGCAAAGGGACCACAUUCUUCAACUCAAUCAGAUCUUAGCGAAGCAAGUGAUGGAGAAGAGUAAAAUGGUGGCUGGUAUGAGGCUAAAAGAUUAAAUUAUCCAAAAACAGCAAUUUGAAAAAGAAAGUGCAUGAUUCGUGUUGUAUCAAGUCUCCCAAGAGUGCCAGCAUGAGGGACCGAGUGUCUGAAAACCGAAGAAAAAUAUUAUUUAUUUAUUUCAUCACAUUCUCUUCCAUUGUCUUUAUAUUGUGGCAUUCCUGUGUUUUUCUCUUCCUUAUAAAAGCUAUCAGAAUUUCGUGUAGAAA
Diachasma alloeum is the source of this 1580-nucleotide messenger RNA. RefSeq lists its product as uncharacterized. Lineage: Eukaryota; Metazoa; Arthropoda; Insecta; Hymenoptera; Braconidae. The record is from RefSeq and is a predicted model, not a curated record.